AAUGAAACGAAAAUAUUGAUCAAAGCGCCUUUGCGUCAAAUUUCAGCAUCGAUAUAAUAUCGUUAUUUAAUAUCUAUUCCCAUAAACCAAACUUUUUGCGUGAAUUUUCUUUGCGAAACUUUGAGAAAAUUUUGAAUAGCCAUGGACCAAAAGCAAGUGUGGGCACGUGUUAUUAAGGUCCUUGGCCGGACCGGCUCGCAGGGCCAGUGUACCCAGGUCAAGGUGGAGUUCCUUGGCGAGGAGAAUCGCCAGAUCAUUCGCAAUGUGAAGGGACCAGUGCGCGUGGGCGACAUUCUCACCUUGCUGGAGUCUGAACGCGAGGCCAGAAGACUUCGCUAAUGAGAUUUGAUGCUCUAAAACUACAAAUCUAAAGACGGAAGAUACUCUUUGUUCUGGCAUCGCAGCAAAAAGGACUAAAAAUUGGUAUUAAUGUGAUAACAAGACAUGCAUAUUCCUGAACUUGAAAUAGAGAGUUACAUAUGUUCAACGCA
Molecule: messenger RNA, 491 nt
Organism: Drosophila serrata
Lineage: Eukaryota; Metazoa; Arthropoda; Insecta; Diptera; Drosophilidae
Product: small ribosomal subunit protein eS28 pseudogene
Source: RefSeq, a predicted model, not a curated record